Molecule: messenger RNA, 1815 nt
Organism: Hippocampus zosterae (dwarf seahorse)
Lineage: Eukaryota; Metazoa; Chordata; Actinopteri; Syngnathiformes; Syngnathidae
Exons: 5
Cellular component (GO): endoplasmic reticulum; membrane
Molecular function (GO): long-chain fatty acid-CoA ligase activity
Source: RefSeq, a predicted model, not a curated record
AUGGUGGAGGUGUCUGGUGAGCCCAUGGAGAUGAGGGCCGGAUUAGUGAAGGACAGUCUGGUCAUCCUCUGGGACAUCACCAACCUCCAAGAGUUGUGGAUCGACACAGCCAGACGCAACGCAGAAUUCCAGGAAAUCGAUUUCAGCACCUAUGCUGAUAUUGAUAUUAAGGUCAGGGCUCUAGGCUCAGCCUUGAUCGAAAAAGGGCUGGUAGUCGAGACCGACAAGGAGGAAUGGAUGGUCACUGAUCUCGCCUGCGUCCUCUACGGGUUCACAAGUGUACCCCUCUACGACACCUUAAGCCUUGACAGCAUCCCUUACAUCCUCGACCAAAGCGCCAGCGUUACCAUAUGCUGCGGAAAGGCAGAGGCGAAAAGACUGACCCAGCAUGACAUUGUCAAUGCCCUCAAAGACAGGGGGCUGAACAUUUUCGAGUAUGCUGAGUUGCUGGAAAUCGGGAGGAAGGCGAGCAAGCCCUGUCCGAAGCUGGAACCUGAACAUCCUUUCACGAUCAGCUAUACGAGUGGGACCACCGGCAACCCGAAAGGAGUGGUACUGACCCAUCGCAGCAUGCUGGCUGCGGUCGCCUCAUUCCACAAUAUCGAGGGGCUGAACAUCUCAGAAAAAGACAGGACAUUCAGCUACCUGCCUCUUCCCCACAUCUUCGAGCGAGGCGUCUCGUACGUCAUGCUGUUCCGAGGCGCGAAUAGUGUGUUCUCCACCGGCGAUAAGGACAAAAUCCUGGACGAACUGAAAUUCGUACAGCCCACCAUCUUCGUGUCAGUGCCAAGGAUCUUCAACCGGAUUUAUGCGAAAGUGUUGGGGGAGAUUGAAAGCUCGGAGGGGAUCAAGAAGGCCAUUGCGACAUCAGCGCUGGAGUCGAAGGAGAAGAACCUGAUGGAGAAGAGCCAGUUCACCAGUACUUUUUAUGACGCUAUUGUGUUUUCGAAGGUGCAGGAGAAAUUGGGUGGGAAAGUUAGGAUUGCGGUGACCGCCUCUGCCCCGAUUGAGGGGAAGGUCCUCAAUUUCCUGAGAAUAGCACUCGCCUGCCCCGUGAUCUAAGCCUACGGACAGACCGAAAGCAUGGGCUGCUUCUUCUGUACCAGCGUAGGCUAAUCCAAAACCGGCCAUGUCGGUGGCCCCAACCGAUCAGUCGAGUUCAAGCUCGUCGACAUUCCCUAGAUGGAUUACACCUCCAAGGACAUCCUCGACUAAAAACGAUGCCCACGAGGAUAGAUCUGCGUCAGAGGGCCAGGCCUGUUCAAAGAGUACUAUAAGCAGCCAGAAAUGACCAAGGAGGCGCUUGACAAGGACGGCUGGCUUCACACGGGGGACGUGGGGAUGAUCGUGCCAGGCAACAACGCCCUGAAAAUCAUUGACCGCAAGAAAAACAUCUUCAAGCUGGCACAGGGCGAGUACGUCGCCCCUGAAAAGAUCGAAAACUUUUAUCUCUCUGUGACGGGCAUCCAGGAGGCUUGGCUGCACGGCGACUCCCUUGAGAACUAUUGUGUGGGGUUCUUUAUCAGUGACGAUGCAAAUAUCAAGUUGCUGGAGGAGAAGGUUGGGGUUAGUGGCGCCCCUGACGAUCUCAGGAAAAGCAAGGCUUUCAAGACUGCCUUACUGAAGUACAUGAAUGAUGUGGCCAAGAAGCAAGGCAAAAACAGCUAUGAACUGGCCAAGAACUGCAUGAUUUACAAGGACUCCUUCGCGACCCAGGACCUUCUGACCAACACCUUCAAGAUGAUGCGGCACAAGGCCCGACAGACCUUCAAACCCGAAAUCGAAGCCAUGUACAAGGAAGGCGAGCUCAAAUGA